AUGGGUUCAUCGGAAUCUGUCUACGAGGUACAGACAUCAGGAUUCUGGUUGUCGGUGGCUGCGGAGUUCGUUGGGACGAUGCUUCUCGUCAUUUUCGGCUGUGGCUCUUGUGCGUACGAAGCUAUACCACUUGCUAUUGCCCUGUCGUUUGGACUGUCGGUUAGUACGGUCGUGUGGGCGAUAGCGCACGUAAGCGGAGGGCACAUCAAUCCAGCUGUCACCAUGGGCUUCCUUGCCACCAGAAAGAUGUCCUUCAUCAAAGCAUUCAUGUAUGUUGUGUCCCAAAUGAGUGGAGCCAUCAUAGGAGCAGUUAUCCUGAACAGUCUCUACCCGGAAUCCACAUUCAAGGGCCUCUGUACUCCGACACCGAAAACUGGGACCUCUGCAAUCGUCACCUUUACCGUUGAGUUCCUCGUUACUUUCCUGCUGGUUUUUGUGGUAUUUGCUACCUGCGAUGGGCAAAGGAAGGGAUUUGCAGGGUCUGGCCCCCUGGCGAUCGGGCUUUCCGUUACUGUUGGACACUUGAUGGGGAUGAAUUUAACUGGAGCAGGUACAAACCCUGCUCGAGUUUUUGGACCAGCUGUCAUAAGUGGCACCUUUGAUCGCCAUUGGGCUUACUGGAUAGGUCCCAUGGCGGCAGGAGCUGUGGCCGGCUUCAUUUACGAUUUCCUCUUUGCCGUCAACGCAUGCACGGAAAAGUUGAAAGCAUUCUUCACCACAGCCGACUACAAUGAUGCCGACUUUAAAAAGGUAAGUUGUGGCAUAAACAUUCCACACUCAUAA
Helobdella robusta is the source of this 783-nucleotide messenger RNA. RefSeq lists its product as hypothetical. Gene Ontology annotation, biological process: transmembrane transport. The transcript has 4 exons. Bases 1 to 783 code for a protein of 260 amino acids. NCBI's taxonomy places the organism in Eukaryota, Metazoa, Annelida, Clitellata, Rhynchobdellida, Glossiphoniidae. Gene Ontology annotation, molecular function: water channel activity. The record is from RefSeq and is a predicted model, not a curated record. Gene Ontology annotation, cellular component: plasma membrane.